This is a messenger RNA of Alternaria conjuncta, 603 nucleotides long. RefSeq lists its product as uncharacterized. Bases 1 to 603 code for a protein of 200 amino acids. The record is from RefSeq and is a predicted model, not a curated record. NCBI's taxonomy places the organism in Eukaryota, Fungi, Ascomycota, Dothideomycetes, Pleosporales, Pleosporaceae. The transcript is spliced from 2 exons.
AUGCCCUCGCCACAACCCCGACGCAUGUACACACCGAUCGCUCCUCUACCCCUGGAGACGCCCCGUUCGCACGGAACCAAGCGACAGAGGGAAGACGACGAAGAAGAAGAGCCCAAGCGAAGGAAGCGAUCCGACUCACAGAUAUCGUCCCAGUUUGAGCUCAGUGAGGAAGACCGUCUGCUUCUUCGGCUCAAAGAGGAAGAGCACAUGCCUUGGAAGGACAUCGCAGCACGCUUUGUCAAAGACUUCGGCAGGCAGUACCAAAUACCCGCACUUCAGAUGCGUAUCAAGCGACUAAAAGAACGGAUGCGUCAGUGGACUGAAGUAGACGUCCAAGCACUGCGCAAAGCCCAUGACUACUGGGUGCAAAACAAGUUCGAUAUUAUCGCGCAAAAGAUGCUCGAUUACGGCGCAGAAGAAAAAUGGACCGCACGCCAAUGCUCUCGCAAAUGGCAAGAGAUCGAUCCAACGCCAAUACCCUACACGCAGUUCGAUCACCACGUCCAGCACGUCCAGCAAGGCUUUGCACCCUACGCGAUGAGCCCCAUCGAGCCCACGCCCAUGAACUUCCCUCCCUUCCUGCACCAGCACCAUACCACCUAG